AUGAAGAUAGUAAUUGUGGUAACGCUAAUAAGCGUACCUACUCGAGUUCCUCCUCUUCCUCCGUCAUGUCGGAAUCCUACUGCGUCUCGCUGGGUGUGGGACCGCUGUGGUGGUCCUGAUGUCCUUCACGAGCGGAGCGAUCACGAUAGAGCGUCUAUUACAUCAGAUAUAAAUCGCAAAAAAUCAUUCGACUCAUCAGCUUCAUCGGAGUAUUCUGAUAACUUAUCCAUCAUCGACGAGGGAUGCGUUGGCAAUGAAUGCAACAGUGAUAGUGAUGAUCAAAUCUCCUCCUACAACUUGGAAAGUGGAGCCAAUGAAAAUGAGGAUUUGAUCAAUAAGAUCCGUAGUCAAAAGUUGCCGACUCGCGUAACAUUAAAACUUCACAUCACUGAAAAUACUUUCAGUAUAUGGGAAACUGUUUUGAACAACAACAACAACAUCUUGUACGUUGCCCUCCCAUCGAAAAUCAACCACGAGGCAUCCAAACAUUCAUUCAUAUCGUUGUUGGAGUUUGCCGAGGAAAAGUUGCACGCGACCGCCAUUGUCUUGUGCAUGCGUAGCGAUCGUCCCGAUCGUCAAUCACUCGUACGCAACUUCAUGUUCUUGGGAUUCCAACCAUUGGAUCCGCGUUCACCCCUUGCCCCGCCCCCAGCACAUGCGGAAAUUGGCAAAAGUAAAAACGUUGAUGAUACUUCGACGAACUCUAAUCUUUACUUGAUAUGUCACUUGGAUGACUAAACAUCUUUUUCUUUUCUUUUAACUUCCAUUACAAAUCACACAAUUCAUCAUAAAAAUUACACACAUAUUAAAAUAUAUGAAACAAAUAUUAUUCCAGAUUAUUGCGACACAAAAUAAAUAUUUAGAGACGCUCUAUCAAAAAAAAAUC
Molecule: messenger RNA, 886 nt
Organism: Culicoides brevitarsis
Lineage: Eukaryota; Metazoa; Arthropoda; Insecta; Diptera; Ceratopogonidae
Gene: Oda
Product: ornithine decarboxylase antizyme
Exons: 4
Coding region: 1-738 (245 amino acids)
Biological process (GO): positive regulation of protein catabolic process
Cellular component (GO): nucleus; cytoplasm
Molecular function (GO): ornithine decarboxylase inhibitor activity
Source: RefSeq, a predicted model, not a curated record